Molecule: messenger RNA, 4100 nt
Organism: Centruroides sculpturatus (bark scorpion)
Lineage: Eukaryota; Metazoa; Arthropoda; Arachnida; Scorpiones; Buthidae
Product: lisH domain and HEAT repeat-containing protein KIAA1468 homolog
Exons: 24
Biological process (GO): intracellular cholesterol transport
Cellular component (GO): recycling endosome; trans-Golgi network
Molecular function (GO): protein binding
Source: RefSeq, a predicted model, not a curated record
GCGAGUUCUAAUCACGUGACUUUCAUUACAAGAUGGCAGAAACAGGAAAGAAAGUAGAAAUAGAUACGGGACAAGAAGGUGAUAUUCACGAAUUAACAUUUGAUAGAAUCGCAUGGAAAUUAUUAAAGGACAAUUUCAUAUUAACGGCACUCGAGUUUCAUACUGAACUUGUUGAAGGAGGAAGAGAGUUGCCUCGACUAAGGGAUUAUUUUUCAAAUCCAGGCAAUUUCGAAAAGCAAACUAAUGAAGUCUCCUCAUCACCUGUUUUACUGAUGGAUUUUGAAAGCUUUACAAGUACAGACACUAUAAAGUAAACGCAAUGAAAAUGUACAAUAAUAACAGAAUCCAAUUCUAGCACACCAGAAGUACCAAUUGAUCCACUUUCUGUUCAGGAAGCUGUGAAACCACAUGAAAUACGUGCCUUGAAUUUUCUAGUUUAUGAAUAUUUAUUGAAGCAUAACUAUAAAUUAACAUCAAUUACCUUUUCCGAUGAAAUUGAAGAUCAGGAUUUUGAAGACUGGGAUGAUGUUGGUCUUAAUAUUCCAAAACCACCUGAAAUUUUAUAUAUAUAUCGCAAUUAUUAUCGCCAUUUGCAGUUAUGGAGACAAUUCAGAGAUGCAGAAUGUCAGACAGAUAUUCAUAUUUCAUCACAAAAUCAAGAUGUCCAAAAUCCAUUGGAAAUUGAAAUAAAUAAUUUAAGAGAAAUGAUUCAGUCACUAGUUCAAGAAAAUGAUAGUUUACAAAAUCAAAUUUGGAAAUUGGAAAAAGAAUCAGAAUAUAACAAGAAUGUAACAUCUUCAACACCACUAAUAACAUCAAAAAAAUUAAAUGGUCCAGUUUCACAAAAAAAUUCUAAUUUAGCAUUUGAAAAUAUCAAGAUGGAACCUUUAGAAUUGGAUUCUAGAAUUGAAAGUCCUAUAACAUUAGACGAAAAUAUGAAAGAAAACAAUUUACAAGAUUCUCCGUCCUUAGAAGUAGCUGUUCAUACAGAAAUAGAAGAUAAAUUAAAUGACCUAAGCAGUAUUGAACAUUUAAAUGAUUCUUCUGAACAGUUAAAUCAUAUCAUACAUACUGUUGCCAUUGCAUCAUCUGACAGAAAAUUGUCUAGUGCCUUUCAAAAAGCACUCCAGAACUAUGGCUCUUUACAUAAAUUUGGUCAUGAUAAUCGUUUAGCAAGUGAAGUAGCAGAAAUUAUAGAUUCCAGUGAUAAUGUAGUUUUAAUGUUAGCUCGUUGUCUCCCUCAUAUUGUUCCAAAUGUAUUAUUAGCUAAAAGAGAAGAGCUUAUUCCUUUAUUAUUGUGUACUAUCAGUUUACAUCCUGAAGCAAAACAGAGAGAUAAAUUAUUAAAUAUCUUAUUUAACUUGAUUAAAAGACCAGAUGAAGAACAGAGGCAAAUGAUUUUAACUGGUUUUGUAGCCAUUGCUCAACAUCUUGGACCGUCCAGAGUUGAAGCGGAGUUAUUACCACAGUGUUGGGAACAAAUUACUCAUCGCUAUACUGAAAGGCGCUUACUAGUUGCAGAAUCUUGUGGCGUAUUAGCUCCCUACAUACCUAGAGAGAUUCGUAGUUCAUUAGUAUUAUCUAUGUUGCAACAAAUGCUUCGAGAAGAUAAAGAAGAAAUAGUGAGAGAAACAGCAACACGAAAUCUAUCUCUUCUUCUUGCCUAUGUAGAUGAUCCAGAUAAAUUUUCACAGGCAAUGGAAUUAUUACUUACUACUUUUGAGGAUAGCAGUGCCAGUGUUAUUGAAGUUGGAUUAACAGUAUUAUUGCCAACAAUUGCUGCAUGGGCAUUAGAAUUAAAUAGGCUAGAGAAUUAUUUAUUUUCUACUAUUAUGAAAGCUUUAGAAACAAAUGUGCAGUUAUUAACUCAAAGGACACAAGAUGAAAACCCAGUACCUUCAACUGAAGAACAACAAUUGGCUUUAUUGAUAAAAGCUCUUCAGAUAAUUCUUCCAUUUUUAUUUGUAUCAUUGCUUCAGUCAGGUCCUUUUAAUGAUGAUAAGAGUGAUAUUUCUCCAAGCAAAACAACCACUGAAUUGGAAGUGGAUCGUCUACCAGUAUCUCCUAGUCAACUUCAGGAUCCUAAUGUCAUAAUUGGUGAUGCCCAUAUUUUAACAACAUUGAUUGAAAGAUAUGAUAAACACAUUAAUGAAGAAUGGUAUAAACCUUGGGAAAUACAUAAUUGGAUUACUAAAUCAUUUCUUCCAUGGUUAAUGAAUGUGUUAUCCUUCAUCAAUCCUCCAAGACAAAUUAUAGUCCAUUCAUUUGUAGAAUUUAUGCAUUAUUUUUGUCAUUUAUUUGGAAAGAAUUUUGUCAAAAGAAAAGUGAAACCAUUAUUCUUAAAUAGGGUAAAAAUUCCUGAAGAAGAACUUGAUUAUGGUGUUCAUUUAAAACAUCCUGCUCUUGCUGAUGCCACAAUACCUGUAUAUGCUGCAGGAGUUUUGACAGUCUUUCAUCAAGAUGAAGAUAGAAAAGAAUUAUUAUCAUUUCUGCAAGAAUUAUUAUGCACAUUAUCACUGUGUCAUGCUCCAUUAGCAAGCAUACAAAGUACUAUAUUAGAAUUAUGUUCUUCACCUACCUAUCAUGAAACUGCUCUAGCAAUGUUAUGGGAUGGAGUGGUGCAUACAUCUGCUUUAGUUAGAACAAGUUCUGGUCGCCUUUUUGAAAUUUUAGUUGGAGUUGCUAGUGAGACUUUAUUAAAAAAUAGAAUUGUUCCAGCAUUAGUAACCCUGGCUAGUGAUCCAGAAAUUGAAGUCAGAAUUGCUACAAUUCAAGCAUUUGGAUCUAUUUUAGAAGUUACAUCACAAAAAGAUUUAUUGGACAAGGUCCACAUGCAAUUCCAAACGUUUCUUGAUGAUCCUCAAUAUCUGAAUCAACAUACAUUUCAGAUAGAAAUUAUUCGCACUUUUGCUCGAGUUGGUUCUAAUAUCGAUCCAAAAUAUAGAGAUGAUUUUAUUUUACCAAAGUUAAUGGUUUUGGCAGCACAAAAUAACAAUGUAAGUAAUCAGACAAAGAAAAAUGAUAUAGCAAUGGCUUUAUUGGAAGCAUAUACUGCAUUAUCAUGUUGCUUUAUAACUGAUGUUGUUGUAGCUGAAUCAGUAUUGCCUGGUUUGAAAUAUCUCUUGACAGAUUUGCAACAAUGUGAUCCUGAACAUGCAGAAACUGUUGACAUUAUGAUCAAAGAGUUUGAAACAAAGGCAGACAUCAAUAAAUCUGCAGAAAAUCGUUCAGCAAUUAUUUUGCAAUCAUCGCCAGUUAGCAUGGAAGAUGUCAAGAACAGAAUGACUAAAAUAUUUGCAGCAAGAUCAAAUGCUUCUAAACCUAACAUUCCCAGUAUAUUUCAACUCAGGAAAAAGUGAUUAGAAUUAUUUUAAUAUAAAUGAAAUUUUAUGUAUAUAAUGUUUCAUUUGGAAUCAUUCCAUGACAAAUCUCUUUCAUUGAAAGUCCCCGCCCAUACCACUCAGGCUUAAUAACUUGAAAGGAAAGAUAUUUCCUAGUUUCCAUCAGCAUGUUAAACUAACGUGUGAAGUAAUAUGUGAAAUGGCAGCUUGUUUCUGCACAAAUAUUUAUUUGAGAAAGAAAAUUUCAAUCUAAACUUGGUUUAUGUACAUAAACAUGUAAAUUUGAAUAAUUAAUUCAUUUAAAUAUUAGAUGAAAUUCUAAGUAAUGAAAGAAAAUUUUAGCCUAUUGUAAAGUUAUGUGAUGAUAGACUUUUUCACAUAAUAUUUUUAUAUCUAUGAUAUUACUUAUAAACUUUAAAUGUGAAUGAAUAGUCAUAAGAAAUUCUUCCAAAUUUGAAAAGUUGCUGUCCUGAUGAUGUCCAUAGAAUGAAAAUAGUUCUCACAAAUGUUUGUAUAUUCUUUGUUGCCAGCAAUGUUUGUUGUUAGUGUAUAUUUUAUGUCACUUAUUAGAAAUGGCACACAUUGUUCCAGUAUGGAAUCCAACAAAGUUAAAAAGUGACAAAUUAAAUGAAAUUAUCCUGCCGAAUUUUUUUAACAUUAUUAUGUGAUUGUACAUACUUAUAACAUUCCAGAAUUUAGAAAAUUUCAUUCUUCUUGCCGUUUUUUAAAUUAUAUGAUUUAUAUAUGACUUUUUAUCUU